This is a messenger RNA of Eupeodes corollae, 3696 nucleotides long. It is a transcript of the gene Fit1, whose product is annotated as unc-112-related protein. Gene Ontology annotation, cellular component: cell-substrate junction. Gene Ontology annotation, molecular function: integrin binding. The record is from RefSeq and is a predicted model, not a curated record. Lineage: Eukaryota; Metazoa; Arthropoda; Insecta; Diptera; Syrphidae. Bases 424 to 2541 code for a protein of 705 amino acids. The transcript is spliced from 7 exons. Gene Ontology annotation, biological process: cell-matrix adhesion; integrin-mediated signaling pathway.
AUCAGUUGAGCUAAAUCUGUUUAAGGGUAAAGUAGUGUCCGCACGUCCGUCAGCAGCGAUAACUUUUUAAAAAUCGCUCCUUUUUAUUUUUGCAUUAUAUUUCUUUAAGUUUACCCGAACCCCAUAUUUUAAGUGCCUGAUACGAUUUUGUGAAAUAAUAUUCUUUGGCUUUGGUUAAUUUUCAUUUGAUUUGAUAAUAAGUCGAGCAUCGAACGAAGAAACAGUGUGUGCCUUAUCAUGUUUCGCAUUUUAUCAAAAAAGUGAUUGCUUUUCAUUAAAUAGCGAAGGAGUGAGUGAAACAAGUAUAUAUAUAUCAUAUAUAUAAAAAAAUAUAUUUUUAAUAUAAAAGAGAGAAAUCAAAAUCAUAAAAAUUAAUAAAUUUUUGUGCGAAAAAGUGUUAAUUUCUUGAAUAAAAGCAUCAAAAUGAUUCACGUCGGGGAUAAUACUUGGAAUUUAAGGGUUUUCAUCACGGACCUGCAGAUGUCGAAGGUGCUAAGAGUACGCGGAGAUCAGCAUAUUGGUGGAGUUAUGCUAAAAUUGGUCGAUCCAGAAAAUCCAAAGGAUUGGUCAGAUCACGCGCUAUGGUGGCCGAUGAAAAAUAUUUGGCUAACCAGAACUCGUUCUACAUUGGAUCAGGUUGGCGUACAUGCAGACUGUUUGUUGCAUUUCACACCCAUGCACAAAACCUUGAGAGUACAGCUACCCGACCUUCGCUAUCUUGAUUGUCGCCUUGAUUUCUCGAUAAAAACUUUUGCAGCUGUUGUCAAUCUAUGCAAAGAUCUAGACAUAAGACAUCCAGAAGAACUUUCACUGUGCAAACCAUUGGAACAAGAUCAUUUAAAGAAAAACUAUUCACAGUUUCCCAAAAAGAAGAUACCCAUUGCAGAAUCAAAUGGAACAACAUAUUUACAACCAGCACCAGAUACCAAUUCUUUCAUACCUAUUAAUUCGUAUAACGGAAGUUGUAAUAGCUUGGACAACCCACAGAAUGGUACAUUUUCGUGUGCCCCUGUGCACCAUACAACACCAAAGCGUCUCAAUCAAUCAGGCACACCCAUAAGUUCGCCAACAGGAACAUGGAAGCAUAGCACAAAUGGAUAUACGACAUUUGAUUCGCUGUCUAGCCUUGGUGAUUUCCAAGAGAACCUUGCAGCCAGUCCGAGAGCACCAAGUCCAGAUGUUCGUUCUCGGCUUAUAAGGCCGAAAUCCUUAUUAGAAAAGGCUCGCAUGAACAUUGGUUGGCUGGAUUCAUCACUUUCAAUCAUGGAACAAGGUAUCCGUGAAUACGACACAUUGUGCUUAAAGUUCAAGUACUACACGUUCUUCGACCUGAAUCCCAAGUACGAUCAAGUAAGAAUCAACCAGUUGUACGAACAAGCCAAAUGGUCAAUUCUUAACGAAGAACUCGAUUGUACAGAAGAAGAGAUGUUAAUGUUUGCAGCAUUACAGUUUCAAAUAAAUCAACAAAAUGACUUGCAACAACCCGAUUCUGGAAUUGACACUUCAAGCGUUGAAAAUGGCACAGACGAUGACAUUGAUUCAGCACUAAGUGAACUUCAGAUAACCCUCGAAGGACCAAACGCUAAUUCACAGUCCAAUAAUAUCACCAAAAUCCCUGAACUGACAGAUUAUUUGAGAUUUUUAAAACCAAAAAAGUUUACAAUGAAGGGUUACAAACGGUAUUUCUUCACAUAUCGAGAUCUUCAAUUACAUCUUUAUAAAACUGCAGAGGAAUCAAGACGUGGCCAACCAACUCAUGUUAUUAAUCUGCGUGGCUGUGAAGUAACACCCGAUGUAAAUAUAUCGCACGGAAAAUUCAGCAUACGCCUCGAAGUGCCUCCAGAAGGUCGUAAUGGACCCAAUAAUGAGAUGUGGAUAAGAUGCGAGAACGAAGAACAAUAUGCCAAAUGGAUGGCUGCCUGUAGAUUAGCAUCAAAGGGUCGAUCUCUUGCCGAUAGCUCGUACGACAGUGAAGUGGCCAGCAUCAAGUCAUUCCUGAGCAUGCAGAAACCAGCUCUUGAAUCUACCGUUAGUGUGAAUCCCGGAUCGAUUGAUCCCGUUGACUACCUCUCGCCCAAGAUGUAUAAGAAAUUGCGAAGCAAGGCUGUUCAAAGGAUCUUGGAGACACACGCUAAUGUCAAAAAAUUGCCCCUUGUUGAGGCGAAAUUGAAAUUCAUUGAAGCGUGGCAGAGUCUACCUGACUUUGGUUUGACAUUGUUCAUUAUUAAAUUCGAUGGACACAAGAAGGAAGAACUACUAGGUGUUGCAAAUAACCGUAUCAUGCGAAUGGACAUUAAUACGGGUGAUCAUAUCAAAACAUGGCGGUACAAUACUAUGAAGGCAUGGAAUGUUAACUGGGGAAUAAAAUGUAUGAUGAUUCAGUUCCAAAAUGAAAAUGUCGUUUUCUCUUGCCUUUCGUCUGAUUGCAAGGUUGUUCAUGAAUUUAUCGGCGGUUAUAUCUUUAUGUCAAUGCGUUCCAAGGAAACCAACCAAACACUCAACGAAGAAAUGUUCCACAAGCUUACGGGAGGAUGGCUGUAAACAAGAAAUACAAAUCUAAGCCUCCUCGAGGUGGACUUCAUAUAGCGCACGUUUCUUUAUCUUUAUGUUGCAAAUAACUUAUUUUUCCUAUAAUCUAUAUAGACGCCCUAUAUUCUUUUGUUUUCGCUUAUUUGAUAUGUUGUGUAUAUAUGUAACCAAUCGUUUAAUAUUAUAAUUAAUAUUUACAAAAAGCAGCACCCUACGUAAUUUAUACCAUACAUUUAAAAUAUUGGUCUACCAUGUACAGUAUCGUGUUUUAUUUUUCUUUUGUAGGGAAAAAAUGUUUGUUUAAAAUUAUAGGGUGCUGCUUCUUACGCUAGGACGGAAUCGGCUUAGGUGAUUUUCAAUAAAUGGGAUAAAAUAAAAUAGCUACACAAACGUGAUAAUCACUUUGAACUUGACGUUAUUUUUACAAUAUGAAUAGGUGGUUCCCAAACGUUUUCAAAAAUGUUUCUCGGUUUACUUUUUUUAAAUUCUGAAUUGCUGAUUUCGAACACAUUAACUUCGAGCACCUAUUAAUCUUCAAUUUUAAUAAGACUUAAUUAAUUUGAGUUGAAUCGCCUAUGCUAGAUGACAAUCACACAUUUGACUACCAAAACUGUGUCAACCGCAGUGGCCGAUUCCACCCUAGGACAAAAAUUUAAACACGCUUUAAAUCCGCAUUGCCUUGAACUAAUAGAAAGUCACGCACAUUAAAUGUUUUUUUUGUGUGCUUUACAUGAACGGACAAAUAAUAAAUAUUUUUUUAAGAAAAUUGAUUCAUAAUAUUAAAAUAUUAAUCAAAACUAAUUAAGUAAAAACACAUAAUAUACAAACAUAUGAAUAUUCGUAUGAGAAAGUAGAAAUAAUAAAUCCACUUUUAACGAAUUUGUUAGAAGUAUAAUGUUUAAUAAAAAAAAUAUAUAUAAUUAUAAAAUUUCUAACAUACAAAUUAUAUUGUAAAAGUCGUUAAGCUGGAUAUUAAUUAUAUGAAAGAAAUAAAUAUCUUAAUUAAAAGUAUAACUACAUAAUCAAGAUCAUUGGCAAAAAUAUUAACUAUCGAAAAAGUAAACAAAAACAUCUAAAUUUACAAUUGAUUUUAUAAUUUUAUAAGAGCUUUGAUGUUGUUAAGUGUAAAAUAAAAACAGAAUAAAAUAAAAUAAUUUAAACACAAUA